Messenger RNA from Pieris brassicae (large cabbage white), 5564 nucleotides. RefSeq names its product AP-1 complex subunit gamma-1 (gene AP-1gamma). Gene Ontology annotation, biological process: receptor-mediated endocytosis; intracellular protein transport; Golgi to vacuole transport. Gene Ontology annotation, molecular function: clathrin-cargo adaptor activity. Lineage: Eukaryota; Metazoa; Arthropoda; Insecta; Lepidoptera; Pieridae. The transcript is spliced from 20 exons. Gene Ontology annotation, cellular component: AP-1 adaptor complex; Golgi apparatus; membrane coat. Bases 446 to 3076 code for a protein of 876 amino acids. The record is from RefSeq and is a predicted model, not a curated record.
CGGCCAUGUUGAAUUUCUUGCAACGCAGGAAAUGUCAGCUGGCGGUUGCCGUAAUUAUUCAUUGUAAAAUCUGUGAUAAAAGAUUUACUCGAAGAGUUUUCUGUGAUAUAUUAUUUUAAUCAGCAAUAUAAAAGACCACAAUGGAAAAUUAACAUACAAGGGAAAAUAUGAAAUAUUCUCAAAAGUGGCCUGCGAUUUCACUUGCAUUUUUAUGGUUUGUGACGAGAUAAAAUGCUAAAAACUCUGACUGAACUGUCUUAAUUAUUCUUUAUUUUCAUGUUGUUAUUAAGUGUUAUCAAGUGUAAAUAAUAAACGCAAGUGUGUUAUAUUGUUGACCCCAUAUCUUGAUUGCACCUGUCACCUGGGGAUUUUAAGUUCAUUUGUACCAUCAGACCAUUUAAAGGAUUAUAUUAUACAGCUAAGAAUUCGUAAUAAAACAGCGAUCAUGAACGGAUCGGAAUCCGGGUUCAACCCGGCAUUUAACAUAGCCACAAUAAAACAAGUUGUAAAUGAAGCAAUAGAGAGAGUCGCGCCGGUUUCAGUACGGAUGCAGACUCCUACGCGUCUUAGGGAUCUAAUUCGUCAAAUUCGUGCGGCUAGAACGGCUGCGGAAGAAAGAAGUGUUGUGAAUAAGGAGUGUGCUUAUAUUCGAUCCACGUUUAGAGAAGAAGACAGUGUUUGGAGCAGAUGUCGCAACAUAGCGAAGCUCCUAUACAUCCAUAUGCUGGGUUAUCCAGCGCAUUUUGGUCAACUGGAGUGCCUCAAACUGAUAGCCAGCCCUCGCUUCACGGACAAGAGGGUUGGAUAUUUGGGUGCGAUGCUGCUAUUGGACGAACGGCAAGAUGUACACUUGCUCAUUACUAAUUGCUUGAAAAAUGACCUGAACAGCAACACACAGUUUGUUGUCGGACUAGCGCUCUGUACACUGGGGGCUAUCGCGUCACCUGAAAUGGCGAGAGACCUCGCAUCGGAGGUGGAACGUCUGAUAAAGUCCCCAAACGCCUACAUCAAAAAGAAGGCGGCCUUAUGUGCCUUCAGGAUUAUAAGAAGAGUACCAGAUUUGAUGGAGAUGUUCUUGCCGGCUACAAGAAGUCUUCUAACUGAGAAAAAUCAUGGUGUUCUUAUCACGGGCGUGACCCUUAUCACGGAAAUGUGUGAAAAUAGUCCGGACACUCUGAAUCACUUCAAAAAGGAGAGCGGACAGCGCGAGAUUGUGCCGAACCUGGUGCGAAUAUUGAAGAACCUCAUACUUGCUGGUUAUUCACCGGAGCAUGAUGUUAGCGGUGUUUCCGACCCAUUCCUUCAGGUGAAAAUUCUCCGCCUGCUGCGAAUACUAGGCAAAAACGAUGCUGAAGCUUCUGAAGCGAUGAACGAUAUUCUUGCCCAAGUCGCCACGAAUACUGAAACGAGCAAGAACGUUGGCAACACAAUAUUAUACGAAACAGUACUCUCCAUCAUGGACAUUAAGUCUGAGAGUAGCUUGCGUGUGCUGGCCAUAAAUAUUUUAGGGCGUUUCCUUCUUAAUAAUGACAAGAAUAUACGAUAUGUGGCGCUCAAUACACUACUGAGGACGGUCCACGUUGAUACGUCAGCGGUUCAACGGCACAGAACAACUAUAUUGGAGUGUUUGAAGGAUCCAGAUGUGUCCAUUCGUCGUCGCGCGAUGGAGCUCUCGUUCGCCCUAAUCAACAGUCAGAACAUCCGUGUUAUGAUGAAGGAGCUGCUCCUCUUCCUGGAGAGGUCUGAUGCUGAGUUCAAAGCGCAUUGCUCCAGUGCAAUGGUUCUGGCCGCCGAGAGAUAUGCGCCGUCCAGCAAGUGGCAUUUGGAUACGCUGUUCCAGGUCCUAUUGAAGGCUGGGAAUUACCUUCGAGAUGAUACAGUAUCGAACACGAUACAAAUAAUAUCGUCUGCUCCCGGUGAGAGGCAAGCGUAUGCGUCUCAGCGAUUGUGGAUCUCUUUGGAAAGAUCAGCUGUUUGUGGUGAUUCUACUGAAAAACAGCCGAUUAUACAGGUGGCUGCUUGGACGAUAGGAGAGUACGGAGACAUGUUGGUGUCGGAAGCAAGCAACGCCAUAUCCAUGGUCGAUGAUGAUGGAAUUGAUGAAUUUGUCCGUCCGUCGGAAGAGUACGUGAUCGAUAUAUACCAGAAGUUGUUAUGGUCCACGCAACUGUCGAUCACCACGAAGGAGUUCCUUCUGUUAUCUUUGGCCAAGCUGUCAACUCGAUUCACCACACAACCCAGCCAAGAUAAAAUACGCGUCAUCGUUGAUACAUUCGGCUCCCAUAUUCACAUAGAGCUGCAACAACGUGGUGUUGAACUGUCGCAGCUGUUUAGACAAUAUGCGAACCUGCGACCUGCGCUCCUAGAGAGGAUGCCAGCCAUGGAAGUGGUCAGCACGGGUGAGAGAGACGACAGCGACACAGAAAUCGAACCAGCUGCGCCAGCGCACACUACGCAACCCGAUCAGGACGCGCUGUUGGAUCUUAUAAUCGGUUCGGAGCCAUUGUCCAAUGGAGAUGUUGAACACGCACCACCUGCCGCUAACAAUAAUACUACUAAUGAUAUCCUCGAUCUCCUAAGCGGUCUGGACCUAACAGCGCCCGCUCAAGCGCCCAUGGGUGUAAUGGGCGCCCCUAUCACCACGCCUAUGAGCGUAGCAAACAACAAUGUUUCGCCCCUACUUGACGGCCUAUUCACAUCGCCAGCCCCAAUAACACAGAUGCAAGCGCCUGAUACCAUAGUAACAGCUCUAGACCGUAAUGGGCUCAAAGUAGAACUGCACGUUCAACGCGGAGGAGAGACGGCUACUAUCACUAUGAAGGCGCAUUCCACUGCUGACACCGCUAUGAGCGAGUUCCUCUUUCAAGCAGCCGUGCCCAGAACAUUCCGCCUGGACAUGAUGUCUCCAUCGGGAAGCGUACUCAUGCCACAAGGAGAGAUCACCCAACUUCUAAAAGUCACUAAUCCUUCUAAGACUCCGCUCCGUCUAAGAAUAAGAAUAUCAUACACGAUCGAUGGCAACCCAGUAUUGGAACAGGCCGAAGUCAACAGUUUUCCCACGGAUUUGUUCAACUGACGACCUGUCUAUUUCUAGUGCGGACAUUGGUACUACUUGCUGGAUGUUGGAUGAUAUUGUAUAGUAUUCGAUGAGGCAUGGUAAAAACUAUAAAAUAUUGACUCAAUAAAUCAAUUGACAUAAUUUAUAAGCAAAGCAGCUUAAUUGUGAAACAUAUGAAAGAUAUUUGACUUUUUUGUAGUCAGUAAAUGCGAUUUUAUCUGCUUGAUUCUAAGAUUCCAAUUGAGAUUGAGCGUUUCAAUAGUAUUUUUAAGUUAAUAAAUCGUUAAAUAAUCAGUUCCUGUCGUAAAUGCGCAAUUAAUAAAAUAUUAUUUGAAGGUAGAAUAUAAUUUACUGUUAAAGAAAAAUCCAACUACCAGCAAUAUCAUCAAUAUUUCACGGUACAGUGUCUCAGUUGGCCAUAUUGGCUUCUAGAAAAUGGUCCUGUCAGAGCAGCGGUAGAUCCCUCACUUUAGAGAUUCUUUAACAUUCCACUUUAGAUUAUAUUGCUAAUAAGUAUGUGUACAUAAGGAUAAAAAUUAUGUAAAUUGCAUGUGUUUCUUAUACUUCAAAGUUAUUUUCCAUUCUAUAUUCCUUUUGUACAUAUAUUUAUGAGAGAUCAACUAAAAGACUUAUCCUUCGUGUGACUAGUGUCUAGGUCCCAGCGUAAGAAUGUGGGGGAGUCUUGAUAAAACUGAUUUUAAAAACUACUCAUGAACUCCAAUAUACAUAUACAAUAAUAAUAUAUAUUAAAUUUUUUACUAUAGCAAAAUCCCUGUAAGUAUUCCUGUAUUGACUAAAAACAUAUCUAAAAUAUAUAUUAAGAAAUAGCCUUAGCAGUCUUAAAAACUAAUUUCCAUAUAUUUUAUCAUCACACUUGUAUACCCAACUUUUGCAGUAUUGAACACAAAGUCAUUAUCAUAAAGGAAAAUUAUAUUUAUACAAAAUGGAAUGGAUAUAUUGUUUAAUGUAAUUUCAUAUGAACUAAUAAUAACAGCUGAUACGUUACCUUUUAAAGGGGAACGACCCCUAAUUGCACUUUUUAAAUAACAUGUAUAUACUAUAUUGUUUAGUACAGUCUACAAAAUAAUGAUAUUAUUUGAUAUAUUUUAUUUUCAGUAUUAUACAAUCUCAAAAAUAUUUCUCAAAUUAUAAAAUCAUAUUUAUAUGAUAAUAUUGGGUUCAUUGAAUAGUUUUUAAAAUUAUUUAGAUAUUGGCUUUACUUUUGCUGUUAUUUGGUAUUUGCUGCCGCGUAAAUAGAGAUGACUGUUACACUCAGUUAGAUUGUAGGAAUCGGGCUGAACCAUCUAUAUAAUGUAUAUAGUGGCAUAUAUCUGUAUAAUAAGAUGUAUAGUAAGAAUGAUGAAAUGUACUUAAUAUCAUAUUUUUAUUACUUUAGCGUCUAUACCCUCUAAUGUAGUCAAUAUCACGAUUUAUUUAUUAAUUUAGAUUAUCCGCAAUUUUGUUUUUAAUUCCUUUUAUCGUUUGACCAAUUUAAAUUUACCAACGUCCCUGUUUUGUAAAUGAAGAAUAAAGGAUUCUCACAAUCAAAAUACUAGUUGUAACAUUGUUAACAGAAUUGACUGUAGAACAUAAACCUUGUUAUUUAAGUUUCUACUAACCUUUUAGAUUGUAGUAAAUUGUACCGCCUCCCUAGCUCAGCGGUAUAACGCAAAGCGUGGAGGUCCUGGGUUCUAAUCCCAGGGCAAUUAGUUAAUGCUGUCAAUUCUAUUGUUCCUUAUUAAGUUUGAGUUGCAAUGUACAAAACUAUACAAAUUUACUUUUGUAACUAUUGCAGAUUCUAUAUUUAUAUAUCCUUAACAAGUAUAAUUAAAUGAAAUGUCAUAAAAUUCAGUUUCUUCCAUAAAAUCAAUUCCAAUAUUAAUUUUAAAUUCUAUCCAAUGAAAUUAUUAUGUUUAAAUUAACUAAUGCAAGGACAGUAUGCCGACAUUGAUGAACCCAACCUAAUCCUUUUGGGACAUCUGAUCUAAUUACAUACAACCUCAAACUUUAGGGCUGAUCAGCAUUAUUAGUAGAAUCUAUACCUUUAAUUAAGUAGCUGCUAUGUUUGAGUGCAGUUUGUGUGGGCUUAUUCUAUUCUACUAUUCUAUUCUAUUCUUAUACAAUUCUACCUUAACUAACAUACCAAACUUUAAACAUUUUUUUCCCAAUGUGUAUCAUUAACUAAGUAAUAUGUCUGUAUGGUUUAAAAUAUUUGAUUAAUAAAAUUUAAUACAUAUCUCCACAACUCAGUUGGUUAAGACCUAGUUGAAUUCCAAGGUCCUGUUAAUGCUAAAAUGUUUCAAGGUCUUUGUAAAUCCCAUUAAUUUUAAAUGCACGUGUUUUUCACUUUUUUUUACGCAUGAGCUUCGCAGUACGCAAUUUGGUGCUUUAUUUUAUGUAAGUCUAGAAGGCCCUCCACGUGAGAUGAUUUAAAGCUAUGUGAAAGAUGUACAUAAUGAUUUUAUGUAAAUUGGUUAAUAAAUAUGUGAGAAUGUUUAUAUAAUCA